Carassius auratus (goldfish) is the source of this 1818-nucleotide messenger RNA. RefSeq names its product butyrophilin subfamily 3 member A3-like. The record is from RefSeq and is a predicted model, not a curated record. Gene Ontology annotation, cellular component: external side of plasma membrane. Bases 211 to 1626 code for a protein of 471 amino acids. Lineage: Eukaryota; Metazoa; Chordata; Actinopteri; Cypriniformes; Cyprinidae. The transcript is spliced from 8 exons. Gene Ontology annotation, molecular function: signaling receptor binding. Gene Ontology annotation, biological process: regulation of cytokine production; T cell receptor signaling pathway.
AAGUGAAACAAAUACAGGAAUGAUCUCCUUCCUGAUCUCCAUUUGUAAAAACUCUCAUUUGGACGUAAUUUAUUAAGACAAUCUUGAGAAUAUCUUGAGAACAUCAAUGUUGAAUCGAAGCCACGGAGGAUUCAAGAAAUGUUUACCUGGAGCCUGACAUGAGUGUGACUUGAGGAACAUUCGUUCAACAACUUAUUGCAAAAAGAAUAAAUGUGUUUCAUUCGACCUGGAUGCAUCUGUAUCUUUUCAGACAUGAAGUUCGUUUGUUUGACUCUCCUGCUUGUGUGUGGAAUUACAGACUCAAGUUCAGAGCAGUAUAAGCUAGAGGGAUCUGCAGAUCCUGUGUUUGCUGUAGCUGGUGAAGAUGUGAUUCUGCCCUGUUCAGUCAAACCCAACACCAGUGUUGUGGACAUGAGAGUGGAGUGGUUUAGACCUGGACUGAAAGACUCACUUGUGCAUUUCUAUGAGGAUCAUGAAGACAGAAACACAGUUCAGAUUGAUUCCUACAGAGGCAGAACAAAACUGAAUCAUCAAGAACUACAGAGAGGAAACGCAUCACUCAAACUCUCAUCAGUCCAAGUCUCUGAUGAAGGACGUUAUAAGUGUUUUAUUCAGUCUAAAUCCUGGUAUGAUGACACCACAGUUAAUGUCAGAGUUGAGGCUGUAGGACGUCCUCCAGUGAUCACUGUAGAUGGGUUUGAUCAUUCAGGGGGGCUUCAUCUACAGUGUGAAUCUGAAGGCUGGUAUCCUGAACCUGAUCUUGAGUGGCUGGACAGUGAAGGAGUCAGUUUGAGUUCGGAAACUACAGAGACACACAGAAACACAGACAGAUUCAGUGUGAAACACACCAUCACUGUACAUCACAGUGACAACAAGAUUCACUGCAGAGUCAAACUGAGAAAUCACAUGCUGGAGACACUGAUUAUCACAAGUAAAAAAAUGUUUAUUUCUUGGAGGAAUUAUUGGAGGACAUCAGUCAUCAUGAUUUCAGUCACUGUUGUUUUCAGUGCAUUUGCGGGAACAUUAAUAGCCACAUUUGUUAAUAAAACCAGAGUGACUACACAUUUACGAAAAUACACAGUGAAUGUGAUUCUGGAUGCUGAUAUGGCUCAUCCUUAUCUCACCGUGUCUGAUGAUGGGAAACAAGUGAGAAAUGGAAACAAAAAACAGAUGGGAGUGGGUGAAAAAAAAGACAGAUUUGAUCAAUACCUUGGUGUUCUUGGGAAGGAUGGAUUCUCCUCAGGGUGUUUCUACUUUGAGGUGCAGGUGAAGGGACAAACUGAGUGGUAUUUAGGAGUGACCAGAGAAUCUGUGAACAGGAAGGGCUGGAUCCGUCUGAGUCCAAUGAAUGGAUACUGGACUGUGACUCUGAGAGAUGGGGGGUUUUGGGCUUAUGAGUCUUCACAUAUCUCUCUUUCUCUGAGUGUGAAGCCUCAGAGGGUAGGUGUGUUUGUGGAUUAUGAGAAGGGUCUUGUCUCCUUUUAUGAUGUGGAAUCCAUGUAUCAUAUCUAUACUUACACUGAUCAGUCUUUUGAUGAGAAACUCUAUCCGUUUCUUUGUUUGGGGGAAGGUUAUUAUUCUUGGAAUACAAAUUCUAUCCCACUGAUCAUCUGUGAUGAUUACUAAUGAGAUCAGUGACUGUGACAUAAAAGGAAAUAUAAUUUAAAAAACAAAAAUGUAAUAGCAAUAAAUACUGCAUUUUAUAUACACUGCUAGUGAAAACAAUGAUAUGUUUAUUUUAUGUUUCUCAAUAGUGUUCGGUAUUUGUUAUUGAAUGUCCAGAUUGUGGAAAACUGAAAUAAAGCAAGCUCAAAUAUA